AUUUAUGAUAAACACAUGCUCACGUUUUGCGAUCUUUAUAAAAUUUCGCACGGUUGAAAUAAAUAUAAUAAAGUUGUGUGUGUUACAUAUAAUACUAUGAUCAUGAAACGAAAGAUUCGAAAAAUUGUAUUUCACUCAUGAGUGGGAUAAAACAAAAGAAUUUUUUGUUUUUGUCAGCGUUUUUCAUUGAAUAAAGAAGUUUCUAGCCAAAUACAUAGUUAGAAAUUACCAUUGGUAUAUGAACUAUAAUUAAAAGUGAUUGUACUGAAAAAUGGGAAAAGUCUGUGCGGUAUUUGAUUGUCCAAGUGGUCACAACAAGGACAAAGUUCGUCGAAAACAAGCGGGUCUCCAGCAAGUUUCUUUAUUUAGAGUGCCAAAGCAAGCUGAUAUGCUUGAAAAAUGGAACAAAAUACUCGAAAUGAGUCUCUCACCCAAGGAUCUUGUUUGCGAGCUCCAUUUCCCAUCUCAGUGUAUCUUGGCAGAAUAUAUCACCGAAAUGCCUGAUGGCACUUUACACCGAAUGCCUCGUGACAGAUGUGAUCUAGCUAAAGAUGCUUUACCUAUUUCUGGAACAAGAGAGGAAAAUGUAGUACUUUGUCAGGAUGAGGCGCUGGAGCAAAAUAAUUCAUUAGAUUCGCCAGUUGUUAUAAAAACUGAGAUAAAAGAAAGUUCAAUUAAUUCUUCACAAGAUGAUCUACUUUUAAUUAGUGGUUUAGAAGGUUCUCCUGACUGUAGAGAGGAUAUUGAAGAGAUAGAAACCAUAGAAGAACAUAUAGAACAAAUCGAUGAUUGUGAGCCCGAAUUGGAAACAGAAAAGUUUUCGAUUGAUGAUAUUGUGCGCUACUUCAAAGAAACACCAUUGCGACCUGCUUGGUGUUGGAUGCGGAACAUGCGAGAUCAGAACUGUGUUAUCUUAACGCAAUUGGAUCCGUGCACGUUAUCAAUACGAUUAGUUCUGAAACUGCACAACAAUCUCUCUGUUACGCUGCAUACGAGCGACGAUAAAGUGAUACUCGAAUUAAACGGUCUGAUAACGUCAGUGCAGAAAAUUGAACGCCUUUUGGAUACGAUGGAAAGGAAAACGGUCGUUUGCAGUGGUACAGGGUUCGACUAUAAAAGUCGAGCAGACGAAUGCUCUGGAUUCAUGUCGCCCAAGGAUUUUGGUCGGUUCGUUCCUGUACCGAGGUGUGAUGAGUGUCAAAGACUACGCAAAAAUUUACGGAGACGAAGAAAAAUGGAUGUUCAUACUCGAAACGAACAGACUCACGUAUCUGAUGACGAUGAAUCAUAAAACAAACUCUAAUGUACAUCCGUGGUGAUUCUUCUGAGAAUUCAUUCAAUCGGCAGCCUGUCCAACAUCGAUUGCUUUGUAAUUUUAGAAUAACUAGCGUAAUAAGAAACUUAUUUUUUUUACAUGCAAACAUUUUAAUCAUUACACUGUGAUGAUUCAACAAAUUUGUGGUGAUUUUAGUUUGCAAUCUCAGUACAUUUUAGGAGUUUCCCUAUAAAUAUUGAGGGUAGUCAUAGGAGAUUCUUGCAAACUUCUAUGAGUUUUGUUUAUGCCAUAAAGUUUGUAUUCUUUAGCAGCAUCCAAGAUUUGACUAGUAUUUAUUUCUCGGUUUAAUUUUUGUUGUCGAGUUCAGGUGGUUGUGAUAAAAAAAAUGAGGCAUUGAUUGUGUGUCUCAUCUUUCACCCCUGACCCAAAAUACCCGAACUCUCGGUAUUAAAAUUGGGAAUCCCAGAUCGAAUCUAUUUUACAAUACGUCUUGGUUUUGAAAUUUAUAUUGAAUUCACUUGUGCAUGUUCAACAUGAAUCUCAUUCACAUUUUUCCAUUCUCACUGAAUUAUCUUUAUUUUAUAAUAAAGCAAAGAAUUACUGGAAAUUUCGAAUCGUUCUUUGGAUUUCAUUUGAUUUCCUUUGACGAUUUUUCAAUGAGACAGUUUCUGAAAUAAAAAAAAAAUUCAUGGUCGAUGUUUCUCUAAUAACGAACUUGAAUAUAGUAUUAAAAACUCGGUAGAUUCGUUGAAAAAAAAGAUCCUCGCACGAAGAAAACCUCAAAAGUGACCACUUUUUUUUUUUCGAGUUCACGUUCGUGACAUUCUCUCGCAAGGUAUCCUUUGAAGAAUGUUGUCAUUAAAUCGUAAAACGUCUUAAUAACAAUUAACCACGAGGCGAGGGUAGAAAAAAAGUCUCUGAGAAGCGAGAUAUUGUUCGAAUUGCUCGCAUGACGGGAACGCAAAAAGUCGUGUAAAAAAUAUUCGUUUCGUACAGAGGGGUAUUAUCGAUCGACCGCAAUGUGUCAUUAUCGUUGGAAAUCAUGAAUGGAAGUAAUGGAAACGUGCGUGCCCGGUUGCUUUUAUCUUUGCCACCCAUGGUGUUCGACUAUGCACACACUCAUUUUCGACAUGUAUAUUUUGGUUUGUACGUAUGUAUACAUGUACAAGACACGCGAGGAUAUUUGCCGGAUGUGAUAUAGCAGCAUCUCGAGGGACUCGCUUUACUCACACGAACUGCGAGAUUUCACCUAGUCCACCCCUUUCUCAUUCCGUUUAUUACUUACUUCUCACGAAUGCUCGUACGUGCGAACUGAAUACUGAACGUUGGCUCGUGAGUUAUUAUCUUGCUUCUUCCUUUCAUAUCCAACCAAUAUUAUAUUUAAUUGCUUCGUGUACCAUCGAUCAUACUAAUUUUCGGUAAGCAUACUCGGAUGAAGGUUUUCUCUUCUCCAGUUUUAGUCAUGCCAUAAUCAUAUUUCAUUUUUAUUAUUACAACUUAAGAUAGAACGAUUAAAUUGAUUUAAAUAUUAUUUCUAUUCAGAAUAAAAUUUACUAAAUUUCGUCAAAUAUCUUGUGAAAAAUCAGAGUGACGGUUGAAAUUUGAAUUAGUUUUGCCUGACUCAAGUAGUAGCAGAUUUUUCGCUCCGAUCGGCUCCGAGCAUGUAAACAAACAUAACCUUGAAGUUUUAGCCAUUUUCUAAAUGACGAAUGACGAAUCACAAGCUCCUUCGUGCAGUUCACGUUGCAAUACAUGAAAAAAUUGAGCCUUAGAAAAAUGUCACGAGUAGAAUAAGAUAUAUGAAAAUGAAACAGAUCUCGACUACGAGUCGUAUUGUUAAAAAAAAAAUAGUAAACAAAACAUUCUCCGUUUGUUUCUCUCUCUCAAAUUUUCGAAUAAAGUUAAAGGUACAUUCCCGUGGCUUAUAA
Venturia canescens is the source of this 3204-nucleotide messenger RNA. RefSeq lists its product as uncharacterized. The transcript has 9 exons. Bases 272 to 1291 code for a protein of 339 amino acids. NCBI's taxonomy places the organism in Eukaryota, Metazoa, Arthropoda, Insecta, Hymenoptera, Ichneumonidae. The record is from RefSeq and is a predicted model, not a curated record.